Messenger RNA from Penaeus vannamei (Pacific white shrimp), 1755 nucleotides. Lineage: Eukaryota; Metazoa; Arthropoda; Malacostraca; Decapoda; Penaeidae. The record is from RefSeq and is a predicted model, not a curated record.
UCUUAAAUGAAAUGUUUUUUUCUAAAUUUGUUUAACAACGAAUGCCGUAUUGUUUACCUGGACCUAUCAAGAUGGGGACGUCUGCGUACAUAUUUAUCCUCACUUUUCUCUCCUUCUGUGCAGUUUUUACUGAGGCACAGUAUGAGGAUAAGAGAUGUAUCUGUAUAUGCCCUGACCCUUCUGUCAUAAAUGGUACCAAGAGUAACCGCAUGGUCUACAAGGAACCUGUUGCCCCAAGCAAAUGUGACUGCGACAAUGUUGUACUACCAAGAGUAGCAGACGAUAUCAAAGGCCGUGAACAAGAAUUUUGUCCACGUUGUGAGUGCAAGUAUGAGAGCCGUAACAGUAAUACAACAAUCAAGGUUGUAGUAAUCCUUGUGAUAUGGAUCAUCUCCUUGUUGGUCGUGUACAUGGCCUUCCUUCAUUGUCUGGACCCACUGCUCAACAAGAGGAGGUCACAACCUUCAUACCAAGAACAUACCAAUGAGGAUGAUGAGGCAGGCACUGUUGGAGGUGCCCCAGGCAUGGCACAGCCACUUCGCGUCAGACCCAAUGUCCUUGGCCGUGUGGGACAUCAACAAGACAAAUGGAAGCGGCAGGUGCAAGAACAGCGUAGAAACAUCUAUGAUAGACACACCAUGCUAAAUUAGUUGGUGUUGGCAAUUUUUGGAACCUGAAAUUUACUUUGCUCUUGAUUUUUCUUUCUUUUGUCUUGGUCUUUUUCACUUUUUGUAAUGUACAUGGAUAUUACAAAAUUGCCUGUAUUAGGUGAUUAUGAUAAAGAUACUUUCUAUUAGUUUAUACACAUACAUUCUAAGAUGUGAUUUUUUUAUCAUUUUAUCUUGCUGCAUCUCUCUCCUAUACUCUAGCCACUCAUUGCUCUCCUCUCUUGUCUUCUCUCUCUUCAUCUUUGUUUAGCGAAUUGAUUUUGGUUAUAUAAUAGGUGAUUGUAUAAUUUAGUCUAUGUAAGGGCUGGAUAUGUACUUUUUGUAUCAUAUUAUAUAUAUAUAUAUAUAUAUAUAUAUUGCCAAACAUAGUUCCAUGUCCUUGGUAAAUGGUAUAUCAGAAUUUGAUAUGAAAGCAGUCACAUAAUAAAAGAUCUUGCAGUUCAAUCAUAGUAUGGCAUGUAUUAAAUGCAUACGCUUAUUUAUUACAUAAAUUCAGUGUUAAGUUACAGCAAAUAUUGUUGACCUAUUCACAACAGAUAACUUAUUGGGAAAUUGUGGAGAGAAUUCUCUGUAGAACUGAAAUAUAUUGAUGUUUCCUUAAUGCUUAUACUCUGUGGAAUGUUUGUAAUGUAAAGUCUGUGGUAGUAUAGGGAUGAGAAGUUACCAAGGUAACAAGUCCCAAGUAAACUGAAUUGAAUAUUUUGAAGGUGACCUAUUGCAAACACUUUUGCAUAUAUAUAGCAUGGUAAUGAAAGGCUCAACAGAAAAUAAUGUAUAAAUGUGUGAAAUGUGUAUAGCUUCUUUGUAAAGCAGAAGUGAGUAUAGUUUCUUUAGUGCAUUCUGUUUUAUAACAUAUUGCCAUAUAUUUACAUUUACAUUUUCCACUGUUGAAAUAUUAGCUUUUCAGUAAAGGAAAAUAUGAUAUGUUUUAUUGUAGCUUUAGAAUAACAAUACUCUUGGACUUCUGUGAGUAAACCAUAUUGGAGACAUCACAAAGGAUUUAAGGAUAGAAAAAACUCCACUGUACAUAAUCAUGCUACUCAGAAGUAGUACUGUAGAAAUGGAGAUCAUACAAAAUUGACAAGUA